AACGAUCCCUUCAUCUCCCAUUCUUAAUUCUGUGGAUCAUUAAUGCUUCUAAUCCUAACACUUCGGUUAUUCCUUUCUAUGCAUAACCUCAUCAUAAGAACUGAAACGUUUCAUCUCAAAUCCAGUAAUCACCUUCAGAGAUUUAGAGCAAGCUUCUCUCUCUCUCAGAAGAAGACGCCGAUUAAUUAAUUUGUGUGGUCUUCUUCAUCCUGAAAAGACGAACUUCUUAGUCGAUUAGACCGGGACAGCUAUUUUCGCUUCGACUGGCGGAAGAGCAUAUCUGACUCGAUCCAAAAAGUUCUGGAGGCGGAUCAUCGGAAUCAUCACCUCUUGAUUCAGAAGCAAGCCCACAUGCAAAUCCUAGGAAAACCCAUUAUCCAGGUUCCUCAUUGGCUUCUCUUUUUCCAUCACCUCCGUCUCUACUAUGGUGCUGUUCGUUUGGUUGCCGCAGGUACCGGCGGCAGCGGCAGCGUCAACAUUCGGCGUCAACUCCUGUUCGUUUCGUUGCCGCAGACAGCUGCGUCUGACGCCGCGUCCGAACGCCGCGUCCUGCGGCUGACGCCGAUAAAACCUGCGGUCGCGACAUAAAACCUGCGGCCAAUAAGGUAAUUUACUAUUUUACCCUUACUAUGUUUUAGUAUUUACAAAAAACCUAAACCUAAACUUGACGCAGUCGGGAAAAGUGACGCAGCUCCAUCUCUAUCUCUCUCUCUCGAUCUCCAUUCCUAGAACCAGUGAAGAUCUUGAGAGCUCUCUCCAUCUCAAGCUCUCUCUCCAUCUCGAGCUCCCUCCAUCUCAACCUCUCUCUCCAUCUCGAGCUCUCUCCAUCUCGGGCUCUCUCUCCGUCACGAGCUGUAUCCAUCUCAGGCUCUCUGGCUCUCCCUCUGUCACGAUCUGUCUCCAUCUCGGGCUGUCUCUCUUCUCUGAAGAAAACCCAUCUCCGAUCUCAUCUCCAAGCUCUCUUACCCAUCUCCGAUCUCAUCUCGAAGCUCUCUUACCCAUCUCUGAUCUCAUCUCCAAACUCUCUCUUCUCCGAGCUCAUCUCAUCUCCAAGCUCUCUCUUCUCCUUUUCUCGUUGAGGCUCUCUCAUUUCAGGCUCCAUUGAUCUCAGGUUUGCUCAGACCUAGUGGAAAAGACUCAGAUCUUCUCAAGCUCAUUCUCUCAAGCUCAGACCCUCUCAAACUCACUCUCUACUGCUGUUCCUCUCACUUUUUAAGAUGUCGACGUCAAAAGAUAAUUGGAAACCUGAGGAAACUAGGUAUUUUUUCCAACUCUACGCGGAAGAGAGAAGAAAAGGAAAUAAGGUUGGUCAGCAAAUGAAUAAAGUAGGAAAAAAGAACAUCAUGGAUGCGUUUGAGCUGAGGUUUAAGAAGGGAUUUUCCGAUUGGAAGAGGGACUACAAGAACAAGUACGACAGCAGCAGAAAAAAAUACAUCAGGAUUAGGAUGCUGACUCAGAACAGGACAGGACUUGGGUAUGAUAACAUGGGAAGGAUCGACAUGUCAGAUGAUUGGUGGAAAGAGCGCGAAAGGGAGUGUCCAGGAAUUAGAAAAGCCUUCUGCAAAGAAAUUGAUAACAUGGAUAUGUUUGAAGCAGAAUUUGGUGGUGUAGUAGUUACUGGAGCAGAAGGUUGGAGUGCUCAACAUGGAGAAGCAAGCUUGAAUUCGAGAGUUGGUGGAGAUAUUGCUGAGGAUGAAGCUGAUUCUCAGCCAGCAGCAGAGACAGAAACCCAGGGCCAAGCUCCUCGCCAAACUCAACCAGCAGCUCAGACUCAUUCUGGAGGUUCAAGAGCAAAACGAAGGCGUAAGGAGAAAGAUGUGGCUGUGGAGGCAUGUGAAAAAAGGACAGCUGCUCUUCAAGUGAAGAAUAUGCUAGCAAAACAAUUGAUGGAGCGUGAACAACCAUUCAGUGUUGAGACCGUAUAAUUGACCAAAAAAUUAUUAUCAAGUAAACAUAAUAUUUUAAUGGAUGUAAAUAUGUUUAAACUACACUUGAUUUAUUUAAAUACAAUUUUAUAAAAAAAUUAAAAUAAAUCUGAAAAAAUGAAAAUAGCCGCUGCGUCUGUCAAACGAACAACCCAAAAAUCUGCUUCCUGCGGUAGCGUCGGCGUCGACCUCAACUUCGUGCGUCUUCUAAACGAACAAUAAUCUGCGGCAGCGUCAGCGGCAGCGUCUGCGGCAGCGUCUGCGUCAGCGAACAACAACUGUUUUCAUUGACGCUGCCGCCGCCGCCGACGCAGACGCUGCCGCUGACGCCGAAACCUGCAGCAACCAAACGAACAGGGCUUAUAUAAAUAUACAUCUUAAUAUCGGGGUUUCCUUCAUUUGUGUUUCAUCUGAUUGUUUGGAACUCAAACAUAUCAAAAUACUCACUUUAAGAGUUACAAAAAAUACUCACUUUUUAAUUUUUUUUUCUUGAAUAAAGAUCUUAGGAGAGGCUGGUGUUAACUUUUACGCUCUGUGAGUCAUAGACUGUGACGUUGGUCAGAUAAAAUGAGCAAAUGGAUGACGUGUUAGCUACACCAGCGUUGAAGAUCUGAAGAAAGUUUCCAUGGCCGCCACCGCUUCUGUCAUAUAUGACUCAGUGAACUUCUCCAUUUUACCUGUUACACUUGGAAAACCUUCCACCUUAUUGCUUCGUCUCCUUGAAGAUCGUUUCAUCAUCAUAGUUGCUUACUGAACGCAACAGCGACAACUUCCGUGAUUUAAUUCCCAGUGGCAAGAAAGUGACAUAGAGGUUUGAGAAGGAGGCAGUACAAGAGCACUUAAUUCCCAGUGGCAAGAAAAUGACAUAGAGGUUUGAGAAGGAGGCAGUACAAGAGCACGAAGGAGAGAAGAGGAUAUUCCCAAAGGCAAGAAAAUGAUUCUAAAAAAAGAAGAGAAAGUCUGUUCUUCAGUCGUCUACAUGAUGAUUUUUGCUUUUAGCUGCGAGCAAGUAAAGAAGGUAUGAUUAUGUACUCAAUAGUCAAAAGGCUGGACUUAUCCACUCUUCUUACAUGCACUUUUAAAUUGCAUCUGAAUAUGAUUUGUUGUUUUAGCUACAUCUGAAUAUGGUUUGAUUGCUUUGUAUUUUCUUUUUUCCGUUUCUAAUUAAUAAGUUUGGGUUAUCUAUAUCAUUCUUGAAUCAUACUGAUUUGCAUAUUAGUUAUAUCCGAUUUCU
Molecule: messenger RNA, 3159 nt
Organism: Brassica napus (rape)
Lineage: Eukaryota; Viridiplantae; Streptophyta; Magnoliopsida; Brassicales; Brassicaceae
Exons: 6
Coding region: 1218-1925 (235 amino acids)
Source: RefSeq, a predicted model, not a curated record